AUGUCCUACCAAAACAAGAACAGCACCGACAACCAGAAAGCCAGUGGCCAGCAACCAAUGGUUAUUGGGUUGUACGGCUUACCUGGCUCUGGGAAGACAUUCAUCUUGGAUCAUCUCAGACAAACCCUUGAUCGUUCUCUCUUCACUUUGUACGAGGGGAGUGAGGUUAUCUCCACUGUUACGCCAGGGGGGCUCAAAGCUUUCCAGCACCUGGAAGAGCAUGAAAAAAAUGCAAGGCGUCGAGAAGCCAUUCUCCGCGUACGCAGUGAAUGUUCGCACAGUUCCAAGACCGCCUUAGUUACCGGCCACUUCAUGUUUUGGAAAGAUGAUGAGGAUACCGGCCAGGUGGUCUGUACGGAAAGUGACCUCGCCACUUACACCCAUAUUUUGUACCUUGAUACAGCUGUGGAGGUCAUCAUCAACCGCCGGCAGGAGGAUGAGAAGAGAUUCCGACCGACGACAUCCAUUGAUCAUCUGUCAAGAUGGCAAAAAUAUGAGAGGGACCAGCUGCGUCGCUCGUGCUAUCAUCGCGAGAUACUGUUCAUAAAUCUAUCCAGCCAUCUAUCUGCCGCAGAUAAGAUUACCGACCUCGUGAAAUCCUUUCAUCUCCACACUGAAGAAUACAACCGCUCAUAUGCUCUGAAGCUCCUGGAUCAAUUCAUCUCGCAUCAACUUGAACGGCCGGAGACCGUGCUUGUUCUGGAUGCUGAUAAAACUAUCGCUGCAGCCGAUGGAGGCGCGAUGUUUUGGGAGCAAUUGAAUGAUCCUGAGAAAACGUUUUCUAGAAAGAAUCCUCUCCAAGAUCUUUUCAGUGGCCCCCUCGGCUAUUCUUACUCGUCGUUCAGUCAAGCUACGAUGUUAAACGAAGAGGUAGCCGACAAUGCACGUUUUGAAGAACUUUGCCAACAUGUUGCAUCCCGGAUAACUCUUCAUGCAGAGUUUAGUUCUCUUCUUGCAAUGCUUCGAGCACACCGGCACAUUUGUGCAAUUGUCGUUACCUGUGGGAUUGGACGCAUUUGGGAGAUUGUGCUCCAGAACGAGAAUCUAUCGGAGCUGGCGCAAGUCUUUGGUGGAGGGCGCAUUGAGAACGGAUUGAUUAUCACACCCAGCCUCAAGAAGGAUCUUGUUCUCCGGCUUCGACAGACUUACAACGCUUACACGUGGUCUUUCGGUGAUAGCCCUGUCGAUUUGGAGAUGAUGCAAGAGGCAGAUGAAGCCAUUGUUGUGACGGGAGAACAGACGACCAGGAGCAAGUCCAUGGAUAAGAAGCUCGAAGAUCGGAUUGGUAUAAAUGGAUUUCAGCCUCGCCAGGUUACUCUGCCGCAUCACGCUUCCCCUCGCAUCAUCACCAAGCCGCUUCCUCUUGCCGAUUUGACGGAUCCGAAGUUUAUCCAGUCCAUUUUCACGCGACAUAAUCGUUAUCGACGCAUUGACAUAUCCCAUGCAACAGAGAAAGCAACUGCUAAAGUACUCAUGACCCCCAUGCGUGACUCAACUAUUUCUGGUCCACGACUGCGAGAAGCACACCAGGAGGUUGGUCGAUAUCUAGCCGUGGAGUAUGUGACGGCUAUUGUCGGCCUAGAAUCAUACCCCCUUCAACAUGUUCAAGGCUAUGUAACCAACGGUCAUCGCCUCUUCCGUGAGAAGGAAACAUUGAUAGUCGCAUUGAUGCGUGGCGGAGAACCAAUGGCGCUAGGAGUCAGUCAAGCAUUCCCAAGUGCAAUGUUCCUACACGCACAAAAAGUGAACGAUAUCUGCGUCAAAUCUUUGAAGGGCAUGGUCACUGUGAUGCUCGUGGAUUCCGUGAUCAACACGGGCGACACAAUCCUCGAAUUUGUCCGUCACAUCCGUAGCCUACAUGCCUGCAUUCGUAUUGUGGUCGUUGCAGGAGUGGUUCAAGCAAGCUUGCUCCAGCGCAGCAGGGUGGCACAACAACUAGCUUCGUUUGAACAACUCUCUUUUGUUGCUUUACGUAUUUCCGAAAACAGCUACACCGGGAAAGGCCCAACGGACACUGGAGCCAGACUAUUCUGCACUGUUUCUUGGGAAUAA
Messenger RNA from Penicillium alfredii, 2052 nucleotides. RefSeq lists its product as uncharacterized. The coding region runs from base 1 to 2052 and encodes 683 amino acids. Gene Ontology annotation, molecular function: magnesium ion binding. NCBI's taxonomy places the organism in Eukaryota, Fungi, Ascomycota, Eurotiomycetes, Eurotiales, Aspergillaceae. The record is from RefSeq and is a predicted model, not a curated record. The transcript has a single exon. Gene Ontology annotation, cellular component: cytoplasm. Gene Ontology annotation, biological process: L-serine biosynthetic process; dephosphorylation.